CCGUAACUUUGACAGCUGGCUGCAGCUGGACGCCGCUGUCCGCGCGCAACUAUCCAUCCAGCCAGGACGCGCACCCGCUCCCCGGUCGCAGCCUCUGCCCAGGGGCUCCACAGCUACCAAUUAGAACAGCUGGGACCAGGGAUGCGCGCUCAAUUAACGUAAUCUCUUUUUCUUUUUGUCGUCCUAAAAGAACCCCCUGUCCUCCGUCACAAUUCCCCCCCAAAGCGGCUCCGCGGGUUUCCUCUCGUCCGUUCGUCCCCGAGCCGCGCGGAGGAAGUGCUGGCUGGUCCUUGUGCUGACCGCCGCCGCGAUGCUUCUGCUGGCUCUGGCCGUCGCUGUCCCGUUACUGCUGCUCCGCACCUCGGACACCUCCGCUCAUUACUACGAAAUGAUGGGCACCUGUCGGAUGGUUUGCGACCCGUACACCCCAAAACCGGGAGGCGCCACCGCCAUGGAGGUGAUCCAGAACGUAAACGGUAUCGCUCCGCAGCCGCCGAUGGCGCAGGGGAGCCGCGGGGAGCCGGGGCGACCGGGUAAACCGGGAUCUAGGGGCCCGCCGGGAGAACCAGGACCCCCGGGUCCGAGGGGGCCACCGGGUGAGCGCGGCAGCGGUAAACUCGCCUUCCCCGCGGUAACUGGACCUGUUGGGUCCGAGAACGGCGAGACGGACGGUGUGAACUCCACGGCCAACAGUUUGAGGAUCGCUUUCUACGUCGGUCUGAAGAACCCACAUGAGGGAUACGAGGUGUUAAAGUUUGACGACGUGAUCACAAACUUGGGGAACCAGUACGAUGCGAGCACCGGGAAGUUCACCUGCCAUGUGUCCGGGAUCUAUUUCUUCACCUACCAUGUGUUGAUGCGGGGAGGAGACGGGACCAGCAUGUGGGCCGACCUGUGCAAAAACGGACAGGUACGAGCCAGUGCCAUAGCUCAAGAUGCAGACCAGAACUACGACUACGCCAGCAACAGCGCCGUGCUGCACUUGGACUCGGGAGACGAGAUCUACGUCAAACUGGACGGCGGCAAAGCUCACGGAGGCAACAACAACAAGUACAGCACCUUCUCCGGCUUCAUCUUAUACCCCGACUAAACGCAGCACAGCAGGUUCCAUGGACAGUAAUCAUCACUAAAAAACUGUUUCCAUCGAAGUAUAUGGUCCAAUAUGUUUCUCCUCUUUUGAAGAUAGGUGCCACGACACACAGGUGUAUCUGCAACUGUAUGUUCUUUUGAUUUAGUGAGAGACCUUUUGUAUAUGUGUUUGAUUUAACUUAAGGUCAACAGCUCUACCGUCAUCAGAGUUCGUAUCUUAAUACUGCCGACCUACAGUACACGCUGAGAAAGCAUCAUGUUUCUUAAGUUCCUCUGUAUGAAGGUGAACACAUUUCUAAAAUGCUUUGGGGGAAAUGAGCCCCAGCACAACACAUUUCAUGGCAACUUCAGUGGAAUCACAAUGAUCAGUGGAUUCUUUGCGGGGUAAAUACCAGACCUUCCUCACCAAAAAAAUAAAGAUCGUCUGUGCAUGCAGCUUGUUUUACGACCCAUAUUUAUGUUUAUUGUCAGGCAGCAACCUCUAUUGGCCGUAGUAAUUAUGGCGGGAGCAAAGGCGGAAAUCAGGUGACGCAGUAUAAAAAGGGACAAAUGUAAGUCCGCUUUGGGAGGAGGUAUGGGUCAAACAAAUACAGUUUACUUUCCCUCAGAAGAUGGCUGUUCGUGUCGUGUGAAACCAAAAAUCAACGUUGAUUUAUUUGAUCCUACGGGCGUAAGUCACAUGACAAACAUACUUAUUUUAACCCAAAACAUGAUCUUUCCUAAACCUAACCAAGUAGUUUUGUUGCCUAAACUUAAUCAAGUAGUUUUGUUUCACAACGUUAACCACGUGUUUAAUUUGCGACCAUUUCACAAUGUUGAAUAGAACGGUCAUAUGUCGUUUUGGUGGUCAUUUGCGAACCACCUAUUCGGACAGGAGUCAAUACGUCAUUUCAUUAAACAGUGAAUUUACUGUCCUGUUAGCGACGAAGCUAACAAGUUUGGGACUGAUAGUGAGUAAGCCAGCUAGCUUGGAACAAAAUGCUAAGGGGAGUAAACAGCACAGAGAAGCUCAGAAAGCUUUUGUGACUCACUAGCGCUAGCAUGUUCCAGGCUGGCUAGCAUAUUAGUAGUUAGCUUGCCAGUUAAAUUAGUUCACAGACGUCAUCAAGCUUCUCCAACCAAAUAUUUUGCGUAGAUGCGAGGAUGUGCCACUUUCUGGUGCGACCAGGGCUAAAAUACUGACCCUUACAGCCACAUGCAGGGGCGUCGGACUGGGGGGAAAAAGGGGACUGAGUACCCAGGGCCCUCAUGUGAGGAGGACCCAAAAAGAUGCUAGAAUGAAUAGCUGUGGAUGCAGGGAGGGGCCUACGCCCCUGGCCACAUGAAUUACUUUCAUUCUCCAGUUUGUCUUUUUUAUUGCCCACAAGUAAGCACAUCAUCAGUAUUGAUGGCAAAAUGGGAGCAACAACUUCAACAGGUACACCUUUCUCUCCAUACUUCACCUGACAUGCACCUUAACUGGAUAAGCUGGACCUGUGGUAGAAGAUACGAUCAGUUAAAAUGGUGUGACGUAUGAAGUAUGAAAUGACGUGAUGAAGGUCAGUGGAACACAUUCUAAACGCAUUAGAUAAGAUGCAAAAAGUCUAGGCCAUUUUAAUAUCUAUAGCAAGCAAAAUCAUGGUGCUUUGAGUAGUGUCCAAUGUUUCACUAAAUAACCCAAUAACCACACAUGAAAGAUACAAACGGAUGUCUUGCAUCGUUAUUGACUCGGUUAUAUUUUGUUGUCAUAUAUGCAAAUAAAUAUUGUGUUACAAACGUU
Messenger RNA from Perca fluviatilis (European perch), 2848 nucleotides. Its product is annotated as complement C1q-like protein 2. The transcript has 2 exons. Gene Ontology annotation, molecular function: protein binding. Lineage: Eukaryota; Metazoa; Chordata; Actinopteri; Perciformes; Percidae. The coding region runs from base 311 to 1090 and encodes 259 amino acids. The record is from RefSeq and is a predicted model, not a curated record.